This is a messenger RNA of Lipotes vexillifer (Yangtze River dolphin), 1971 nucleotides long. RefSeq names its product putative fidgetin-like protein 2. The record is from RefSeq and is a predicted model, not a curated record. The transcript has a single exon. Lineage: Eukaryota; Metazoa; Chordata; Mammalia; Artiodactyla; Lipotidae. Gene Ontology annotation, molecular function: ATP binding; microtubule severing ATPase activity; ATP hydrolysis activity. Bases 1 to 1971 code for a protein of 656 amino acids.
AUGCACUGGACACCGGAACACGCCCAGCCCCUCAACCAGUGGCCAGAGCAGCACCUGGACGUCUCCUCCACCACCCCGUCGCCGGCUCACAAGUUGGAGUUGCCCCCCGGGGGUCGCCAGCGCUGCCACUAUGCUUGGGCACACGACGACAUCUCUGCCCUCACUGCCUCCAACCUCCUCAAGCGCUACGCAGAGAAGUACUCGGGGGUCCUGGACUCGCCUUACGAGCGCCCCACCCUGGGCGGCUACGGCGACGCCGCCUUCCUCAACGGCGCCAAGGGGGACCCCGAGCCCUGGCCGGGGCCGGAGACCCCCUACCCCUUGGCCUCGCUCCACGAGGGCCUCCCGGGAACCAAGUCGGGCACUGGGGGCGGCUCCGGGGGCCUCGGGGGUUCCCCGGUUUUAGCCGGUAACCUACCUGAACCCCUCUACGCCGGCAACGCGUGCGGGGGCCCGUCAGCAGCGCCCGAGUACGCGGCGGGCUACGGCGGGGGGUACCUGGCGCCCGGUUACUGUACGCAGACCGGCGCCGCGCUGCCCCCGCCUCCCCCGGCCGCGCUCCUGCAGCCCCCGCCCCCGCCGGGCUACGGCCCCUCUGGGUCUCUGUACAACUACCCAGCGGGAGGCUACGCCGCGCAGCCGGGCUACGGGACCCUCCCGCCGCCGCCCGCCCCGCCCCCGGCCCCCUACCUAACCUCGGGCUUGGCGGCGCCCACGCCCCUGCCCACAGCCGCCCCGUCCCGGCCACCGCCCUCCUCCUACGGCUUCCAGGGGGCCUCGGAGGCAGGAGUGUCGCUGAAGCGCAAGGCGGCCGACGAAGGCGCCGAGGGCCGCUACCGCAAAUACGCCUUCGAGCCCGCCAAGGCCCCGGCGGCCGACGGCGCCUCCUACCCCGCCGCGGACAAUGGCGAGUGUCGGGGCAACGGGUUCCGGGCGAAGCCGCCGGGAGCGGCGGAGGAGGCAUCAGGCAAGUACGGUGGCGGCGUCCCCCUCAAGGUCCUGGGCUCCCCCGUCUACGGCCCGCAACUCGAGCCCUUUGAGAAGUUUCCGGAGCGAUCCCCGGCGCCGGCUCCCCGCGGGGCCUUCGCGGUGCCGUCCGGGGAGCCUCCCAAAGGUGUGGACCCGGGGGCCCUGGAGCUGGUGACCAGCAAGAUGGUGGACUGCGGGCCGCCGGUGCAGUGGGCGGACGUAGCGGGCCAGGGCGCGCUCAAGGCGGCGCUGGAGGAGGAGCUGGUGUGGCCCCUGCUGAGGCCGCCCGCCUACCCCGGCAGCCCGCGCCCGCCGCGGACCGUGCUGCUCUUUGGGCCGCGGGGCGCCGGCAAAGCACUGCUGGGCCGCUGCCUCGCCACGCAGCUGGGCGCCACGCUGCUGCGCCUGCGCGGAGCCACGCUGGCCGCGCCGGGCUCCGCCGAGGGCACGCGCCUCCUCCAGGCCGCCUUCGCGGCUGCGCGCUGCCGCCCGCCCGCGGUGCUUCUUAUCAGCGAGCUGGAAGCGCUGCUGUCGGCUCGGGAGGACGGCACGAGCGCCGCGGGCGCGCUGCAGGCGCCGCUCCUGGCCUGCCUGGACGGCGGCUGCGGUGCGGGAGCCGACGGCGUGCUGGUCGUGGGCACCACCUCGCGGCCCGCGGCCCUGGACGAGGCGACUCGCCGGCGUUUCGCUCUCCGCUUCUACGUGACGCUGCCCGACGGCCCGGCCCGCGGGCAGAUCCUGCAGCGGGCGCUGGCCCAGCAGGGCUGCGCGCUGAGCGAGCGGGAGCUGGCGGCCCUGGUGCAGGGCACCCAGGGCUUCUCCGGGGGCGAGUUGGGGCAGCUGUGCCAGCAGGCGGCGGCCGGGGCGGGCCUCCCGGGGCUGCAGCGCCCCCUCUCCUACAAGGACUUGGAGGCGGCGCUGGCCAAGGUAGGCCCUAGGGCCUCGCCCAAGGAGCUGGACUCGUUCGUGGAGUGGGACAAAAUGUACGGCUUCGGACACUGA